Messenger RNA from Microthlaspi erraticum, 573 nucleotides. Lineage: Eukaryota; Viridiplantae; Streptophyta; Magnoliopsida; Brassicales; Brassicaceae. The record is from the annotation of a GenBank genome assembly.
AUGGCCGGAAAGAUCGAAAGUUUAUCCGAUAGCAAAGAUGCCUUGCGUAAGAACUCUCUCCAUGUCGAAGAUUUUUCCACCGUCGUCGAAGGUGCUCGGGAAUGCGAGUUCUGGGAGCCCGUGGGCAAAAAGAAUAAAGAUUUCGACUGUAAUGCGAGGUCGGUAAUGGUCUUCUGGGACGUGAAGCAGUGCCCAGUCCCUUGCAGUGAGAUUCCUUGUGCUAUUCGUAAUAUCAGUUCAGCUCUUGAUAAAUUGGGCUUUCAUUGUCCGGCGGAUCUCCAUGCGUAUGGUGACAAUCUCGACCAAAAAGACGACUUUUACAAAGCCGGAAUUUGUUACAAAGUACAAGGUCAACACAUGUUGCAUACCCCAAUCGCAAACACAAGAGAUUAUGGUGAAAUGGCUGUUGACCUUAUUAAUUUCGCAUCACCGACCUAUGACUCUCCAGCAGUUUUAAUGGUGAUCCCAAAACCAGACCCAGAUACCGAGUUGCACAGGGUGCUUAUGUGUUUGGAAUCGAGAAUCGAGAAAUCACCCUCUUCUCCUAGUAAAGCCGCCUCCGAGUCCUGCUGA